GCGGACGAUGCGACUUGCCGUUUGACGUUUAUCAUCUACUUCAUUCAUUGUCCAGACCAUAUUCAAUAGCACAGACGGGUCUUCAGCAUUUUUUGCCGUUGUUGCUGAAGCUUUAAGCCGUGUUGGUAAUCUGCUAGGGCAUAUUUUACAUUCGGACCGCUUCCGGCGAGCAAAGAAUACCUUCUCUGUUGCGGCCGGCUCUUUAUCUCUUUAUCUGUUCUUCUUGUUACUAUCAGCUGCGGGCAGUUCCUGAUACCCCAAUCAUGCCUCCCAAGUCUGCCGCGAGGAGCAAGGCGGCCGUUGACGACGAGCUUGGCGAGCUCUUUGAGGGCAUCGGCGUCGACAACGCCCCAAAGAAGACCACCACCACCAAGGCCAAGCCCACUGCGGCUGGUUCCAGGGCCAGCGCUGACAUCGACGACGUCUUCGCCGAGCUCCAGAACCAGAUUGACGAGAAGCCCAAGACCGCUUCCAGGCCGGAGACCCCUCGCGUCAAGGAGACUGGUACAAAGCGACCCCCAGGAGCUCCUUCUGCGGCGACAGCUGAGAAGGCCGACGACAAGACCAUCGCAACACCCGCCCGCAAGUCGGCCGAGAGCGCGCGAUCAUCUCAGCCGACGACCGUCCCUACCAUCGCUAGUGCCGAAAUAGAUGAACCUGCUGCCGCUGCACCCGAACCCGCUGCAGCAUCUGGCGGAGGCUGGUGGGGUGGUUUCAUUGCCAGCGCCAGCGCCACGGCCGCAGCUGCUGUGAAGCAAGCCGAGACGGCGGCCCGCCAGCUGCAGCAGAGCGAAGAGGCGAAGAAGUGGGCGGAACAGGUGCGAGGCAAUGUCGGCGCCAUUCGUGGCUUUGUAGGCGAGGAGAUUCGCCAUCGGGCCCUGCCGACCUUUAGCGAUCUCAUACAUACGCUCGCACCGCCCAUCGCCUCGCACGAACGUCUCGCGAUCCACAUCACACACGAUCUCGUCGGCUAUCCGUCUCUCGACCCGCUCGUAUACGGUGUUUUCUCCCGCGUCAUGGCUCAGGUUGAGGGCGGCGACCUCAUGGUGAUUCAGCGUGGCCAGGAAAACACAGUCCGGCCGGCUCGGUCUUCAUCCUCUGCCUCGGCUGCCGCGUCGGCCUUCUUCUCGGCCGGCCAGUCGGUCUACGGUUGGCGUGAUGGGCCAUGGUGGCGCGCCUCGGACAUGCCGAGGGACAUGGGCACGAUCAAGGGUCUUGCCGAGGGCACCAAGCUGUGCCGCGCCAGCGCCGAGGCCUACGCGUCCGAAUACUUUGCCGCCAAGGGUGGGAUCGAUCUUGCCCGCCAGCGCGCCGUCGAGCCGGUCUCUGAAGAUAACCCGGUGCGCAGCUCCGACUUGUUCCUGGCGCUGCAGGCGGUCAAGGUCGACGCGAGCAAAGACUUGUUUGCAGGCUCUCCCGCCGCCGAAGCGAAGGCGGCCGAGGGUGGCGAUGCUUCCGACGCCCACGACGACGGCAGGGGAGGCGAGGAGAUUGUAUUCGCCAUCUUUGUGCUCGAUCCCGUUCACGACAUCUCCUUCAGCACGGUCAGCCAAGCCGUGCCAGAGCAGUGGGUGCGAUGGCUCGACGCCUCGACCCCACUCACCCCGACCAGCAGCGGUGGUGACGAGUUCAGCAGCGGCGCUGCCUCCGUUCCGGAUAGCGAACAGGCCUUCUUGGACCGGGUGCCCGAGGAGAUCCGCGAUGUGGUCGAGAGCGGUGGCGUUGACCCGCGCGAAUGGGUCGCCGAGUGGAUCGAGGAGCUUCUUAACCUAGCCGUCGGCGUUGUCGCACAGCGCUACGUCGCUCGCCGUAUGGGCGUUGGCAUUGGAGGUAUCGGCAAGGGCAAGAGGAAUGUGCAGGCCGUGGUUGGUGACGGUGGUGGCGAGGCUGCUCGAGCAGGUCUCAUUUGAUCAAGUUCAAAUCGUCUACAUGUUGGUCGUUCAUUUUACUAUGGUUCGCUUGCGGCGUUUGGAUCUCGCAAUUGGCUUGUGGUUUGAAGCAAGUUUGGACAGCUGCACUUGAUGCCCAGAACACAACACAGACUGGGCAGGAGAGUCGCCUUUUUUUCCAAUUCUAUUCAUACAGUUCGGUCAUGCUUAGGUUUUUUUGCGGAAGAAGCGCGCUAGGAAUAGUGCGAAGUGUACAAGAGGUUAAACUCCUACAUUCCAUCACACAAGUCGAUAUCACGUCCCCGCUUUAUCUGGGCAACAUCAAAUGCCAUAUCCAUAACCUAAACCAUAGCCAGACUCCUCCUCCUCAUCUUCCUCUAUCUUUUCCUUCACCUUUUCCUGCUUCUUUUUCCCCUUCUCUUCCUCUGUCUCUUCCUCUUGGGCUUUUCCACAACCCGCAUCUAUCUCUGGCGUGCUUUUCCUAUCCCAGGACCCGCAGGUAUC
Molecule: messenger RNA, 2393 nt
Organism: Pyricularia oryzae 70-15
Lineage: Eukaryota; Fungi; Ascomycota; Sordariomycetes; Magnaporthales; Pyriculariaceae
Exons: 2
Coding region: 264-1910 (548 amino acids)
Source: RefSeq, a predicted model, not a curated record